CUCGGAGCCUCGAUUUAGAAUUUGUGAACGUCGAAUGUUGCGUGCAGGAGCAGACGACUUGAUACAAUAUUGAAGUUGCAACCAGAACUAUAGUGUCACACAAUCAGAGAUCAUGUUUCCUGCCUUCCAGUUAGAAAUCAUAUUUGGCAGUAUCAAAGAAUUGCAGCAAACCAAGGCUUACAAUGAAAAAAUGUUGAAUGAGGUUAGAAGUAAAAGAAGAAGUUUGGAAAACAAAUGUGACCAAGUUUCCACGGAACAUGCACAAGUUACUGAUACCAAUAAUAAAAUGAUAGAAUCACUGAAAAUUGCCCAGCAGAAAGUUUGCCAGACACAAAACCAAAUCAGUAGACAGGAAGAUAACAAUGAAACUAUUCGACAAAGAGUAAAAGAAUUGAAUCAGAAAGUGCAAGAAGAAGAAACGAGGCAAGCUCAUGAAAUAGGUGUCUUUGAAAGCAAGCUAGCUGAACUGGCUGAAAAAUUCCAUAGUGCACAGCAAUAUUAUGGACCCAAUGGCCUCAGAAAUGAAAUUACCAGAAUUAUUGAGGACAAAGCUCUGCUUGAAAAUCAAGCAUCAACUAAUGAACAGCAAGCUGAAACUUUGGCCACAAUGUUAAGUCAGAUGAAAGUGGAGAGUGGUGAUUGUCAAGAAGAUGAGAUUCUAUUGGAAACCCAAGUAAUUACUGUAAACAUGUUUCAGGACUCUUACAAGGCGGCAUGCAAUAAACUGAAAGAACUCAAAGAUGAAGAAAAAGAUAUACAAGAGGAAUUUUCAAGGAUAUCUACUUGGGUUCAUCCAGGACAACGAUCUGAUGUUAGAAAUCAAAAUGAAGAAUGAUAGAGCAAUACUUUACAUGCAUUAAUUAUUCAUUGGGUUUUAAUUUCGUUACUCUCGCGGAGGUAAAAUCGGCUAAAUUAAAUGCAUGUGAACUGUAACAAUAGAACAAUAUUUCUUUGCCAAAUUCAUGCACUUAAACCCAGUCAAAGGCUCAAACAUCAAACUAGUACAAUUACAUACCAGUGAAAAUAAAUGGUUUUACAAUUUGUUCUCUCAUAAGGAUAGUGAGACAUUUGAAAUGAUACAACUUUUAAAUAAAUUUACUACUGUAGCAAUUUAGUUUACUCAUUGCAAUGAUAUGCAUCUUCAUUAUUUAUUCAAGUUAAAUGUUACUGUCAGUGUGAUACUAAAUGUGUGUAUACAUUGUACAUUAAAAUUAAAAGUUGUUUGAAGAAA
Saccoglossus kowalevskii is the source of this 1231-nucleotide messenger RNA. RefSeq lists its product as uncharacterized. The record is from RefSeq and is a predicted model, not a curated record. Gene Ontology annotation, biological process: synaptonemal complex assembly. Lineage: Eukaryota; Metazoa; Hemichordata; Enteropneusta; Harrimaniidae. Gene Ontology annotation, cellular component: synaptonemal complex.